Plasmopara halstedii is the source of this 1089-nucleotide messenger RNA. RefSeq names its product transferase caf17 mitochondrial-like. Gene Ontology annotation, molecular function: protein binding. Gene Ontology annotation, cellular component: mitochondrial matrix. Lineage: Eukaryota; Oomycota; Peronosporomycetes; Peronosporales; Peronosporaceae. The transcript has 4 exons. The record is from RefSeq and is a predicted model, not a curated record. The coding region runs from base 1 to 1089 and encodes 362 amino acids.
AUGGCAUCAGUAUUGCGGCAUUCGGGCGUGGCUCGGCUUAUUGAUCGACAAGUGACACAGCUACAUGGAGCAGAUGCAUCUCGAUUUAUUCAAGCGGUGCUUACAAAUGAUGCUAAGCAUUUGACGCACCGCGGUUCUGCAAUUUAUGGUGGAUUUUUGAGCUCAAAAGGUCGCAUUGUAGGCGAUUGUCACGUGCUGCAGCUCGCAGACGACACGUUCUUACUGGAUUACGAUGAUAAAUUAAAAGAAGCACUAUUUAAACACUGGAAGCGCUAUAAGUUGCGCAUGAAUGUGGAGAUUAAAGAUGUGACGGACGCUUUUGACGUUUAUGCUACGAUAUCCGCGCUCGUGGAUGACAUGGAUGCGGCAUUAGUACCUAAGAUUCGCAUGCUGGAUCAGCUUCAGACACUAAAUUCUGAAAACAAUGCGAUGAUUUUUGCUGAUCCCCGCGGAAAGUCUUUUGGCACGCGAGCAAUCGUUCCUGCCGGCUCAUCCUUAAAUUUACCUGCAGGACACGAAAUGAUGGAUGCGUCAGCAUUCUCAGACCAUCAAAUCGCCCUUGGUGUUGCAGAAGGCAAAGAGAUGGUAGAAGAAAUUCCUCUCGAGUGCAAUCUUGAUUUGAUGCAGGGUGUAUCCUUCCAAAAAGGCUGCUAUGUUGGUCAGGAGCUUACCGCUCGCACGCAGUUCAAGGGCAACGUUCGCAAGCGCUUGGUACCGGUUGCUUUAAUUCCUUCGGAUCAGCACGACGUAGUUAAAGCUUUGUCACAGCUUAACUUCAAGUCAUUUGAUGCGCCGUCCAAUGCUUUAUUGCGUGCAUACUUGGCUGACUCAAAAGGUUGGCACCCUGCAAACUCACCGAAAGUUGGAUGCAAAAUUAUCGCGCCUGGCGAAACGAAAGCAGUCGGAACAUUAGUGAAAGUAGGGAAAGACGUGAGAUGCGCCGUUUCGAUGAUGCGAUUAGCAAAGCUUCAUCCUCCGGUAUCAGAAGUGAGUGGGAUUGUACCCAGUAUAGACUUUCAAACGGAAGACGCGGCGGGUUAUGAUUAUUCUGCAGUACAAUUUUUUGCAAGUAAUGAAAUUGAUGCAUGA